Mustela lutreola (European mink) is the source of this 2467-nucleotide messenger RNA. RefSeq names its product alpha-1,3-mannosyl-glycoprotein 4-beta-N-acetylglucosaminyltransferase C-like. Gene Ontology annotation, molecular function: acetylglucosaminyltransferase activity. The transcript is spliced from 4 exons. Bases 207 to 1607 code for a protein of 466 amino acids. The record is from RefSeq and is a predicted model, not a curated record. Lineage: Eukaryota; Metazoa; Chordata; Mammalia; Carnivora; Mustelidae. Gene Ontology annotation, biological process: protein N-linked glycosylation.
UUCUGGCCCCAACCCAGCUCCCCUAAACAUGGUACUUUCUUCUUCCUGACUUUGGAGAAAGUCCGGAACUCUGAAGAGUUGUGAAGCUGAGUUCCUCUGCACUUCCCAAAAGAAGUCUCAGAACUACAGCUCCAAUAAAGACAUCCGAUAUACGUCCAAGAAUCACAGACUGAGAAAGAGCUCUACAAACUCCCAGCCCCAACACCAUGAAAGAUUUUCUAUGGCUAUUCAUUGUUAUUGCAACAGUAAUGGUGUUCCCAAUCUGCUUUUUCAUCAGGGAAAAUCCCUUUGAUACUACAAGUUUCCUAUCUUUGGAGGAAAACAAGAUGGUAGCUUGGCAGAGAGCCCGGAUGCAGAUCAACCCUGGCAGAACAAACCACUUGGAAACCUUCAAAAAUAUGCAGAAAAAGUUAGAACUGUUCAAAAACAUAAAUGCCCAAAUCUUGAUUGGAGCUCCUCCUUUGAAAAAAAAACUGCUGACCAUAGGGAUUGCCUCAGUUCAACAUUCCAGUGGGAGCUACCUCUUGGACACCCUGCAAUCUCUCUUCAUUGCUUCCUCCUCAUCUGAGCAGAAACACUUCACUGUCCUGGUACACCUGGCAGAUCCUGACCCCAAGUGGCUUGAUCAUAUGAUCUCCAACAUCUCAACCCUGUUUAAACCAUACAUCCAAGCCAGACAGCUAGUAGUGAUCAAUACACCUCGUAAAAACUAUCUUCUUUUAAAGGACCUUGAGAAAAACUUUCAUGAUACUCCAGCCUAUGUAGCCUUCCACUUCAAGCAGAACAUGGAUUAUGCCUUCCUCAUAAACUUCGCAACCAACCUCUCGGACUAUUUUCUGAUGAUCGAAGAUGAUGUGACAUGUGCUCCAGGAUUUGUCACCCAGAUAGCUACUGCAGUAUCUGCCUGGAGAAACAAACCUUGGCUGACUCUAAACUUCUCUCAGCUGGACUUCACUGGAAAACUCUUUCGUACUAGAGACCUUCCUUGCUUGGUUCACUUCCUUUUCCUCUUCUACCAAAAAAUGCACUGUGACUACCUCCUCACUCAUUUUCAUGACCUUCUCAUGGAACCAGCACCAAUCCAAUUCUUCCCUUCCCUUUUCCAGCGCAUGGGUAAUUACUCCUUCUUUGACAGCAAAUUCAAUAGCCUCAAAGAUAAAGAGAUUGAGGAAAAUGACCCGGGUUUUCCCAGCAACCCUGCUGCUUCCAUCUACACCAGCUUGAAGGUUGCCAAUGACUCUGUUCUCAUGAAUGCCUAUAGCUUGGAUAAGAGUUUCUUUUAUACCAAAUCAGCGGAGGCUGGCAAUCAUCUGACUGUGGUUUUGGAUGUACCUGCCAAAGUGUUCCAAGUUCAAGUGCUGACUGGCUCUUACCUAAAAGGCAAGAAUCGGCUGGAAAAGGGGCAAGUAGAACUGGGUUAUGAUGCUACUAAUAGGGUCAAUGACUGUGAUGACUAUAUUCUACUGGGGCUACUAGAAAAUGGUACCCUGAAUAAGCAGGUAUUAUCUGAUGAGUCUGGGAAGAAGGUAAAAUGUGUGAGAUUGCUUGUGACAGCCACUCCACCCUCUGGAAUAAUAGUCAGACACAUCAACCUAUGGAUUAAGUGAAGUUUAAUAAUAUUGAAGAAGCCAUUGGAAGUUCUGGGAAGGAUUGAGUUGGAGUUUAGAAUGUAUAGAGAUUUAAAAAAAUUAAAGUCUUGAAAAUUGGUCAAGGACAUCUCACUCUUAAGUUCUUUCAGGAUUUUUUUUUAAGAUUUUAUUUAUUUAUUUGACAGAAAGCAAGAUAUCACAAGUAGGCAGAGAAAGAGGGGGAAGCAGGCUCCCUGCUGAGCAGAGAGCCCUGGGUGGGGCUCGAUCCCAGGACCUGAGAUCAUGACCUGAGCCGAAGGCAGAGGCUUAACCCACUGAGCCACCCAGGUGCCUCUCUUUUCAGGAUUUCUAACACAGAAGACACAGCAUGUUGAAAGGCAGAGUGAAGGUAACAUCCUCUUGGUCCCAGAGAUCCACUGGUGGAAGAGGCAGGAUUUUUAACCCUUCCCUGUUUUUUUUUUUUUUCCCUGUUUUUCUAUGCAAAGGAUCUACCCUCCAAAAUUCUUCCCUUGGAGCAAGACUUCUAGAAGCAACAGGAACAUAUGGGUAGGACUGACUGGAUGCUCAUAUCCCAAGACUCUAGCAGUGCAUGAGAGAAGACAGAGGAUCUUUCCAAGAGCCAAGAAAUAGAGUCAUUAAAGGCUGCACUUCCCAUGUGACCAAAAAAAAAAAAAAAAAAAAAUAGCUGGUCAGGAGAGGAACAUGACUAUUUUCUCUGUGAUCUCAUUAUCCCAUUACAAGGCAGUCAUUCAUUUGAUAAAUAUUCAUUGUGUAACCUUUAUAUUAGGCACAGAUUUUUCUCCUACCUGAUCCCCUAAUAUGUCAGGGUAUUCCUUUUUAAAUAGCAUCAAAAUUAUUAAAAAUAAUUUUCUCUCGUU